This is a messenger RNA of Brassica napus (rape), 447 nucleotides long. RefSeq lists its product as uncharacterized. Gene Ontology annotation, molecular function: zinc ion binding. Lineage: Eukaryota; Viridiplantae; Streptophyta; Magnoliopsida; Brassicales; Brassicaceae. The record is from RefSeq and is a predicted model, not a curated record. The transcript is spliced from 3 exons. Bases 1 to 447 code for a protein of 148 amino acids.
AUGUGUGAACUUGUCUUGAACCCGCAAACCUGCUACUGUGGUGCUCCGCCUAUGGUUGCAACAUCUAACAGUAGGAAUGAUCCAGGUAGAAGAUAUUACACCUGCACAAAUGUAGAUGAUGGAGAAUGCCAUGUUUGGAAAUGGUGGGAUGUGGCGGUAAUGGAGGAGAUGAGAGCCAAAGAUAGACAUGUCCUUCAACUUGCUGAAAAGGUAGAUAGUCUUACCCUAUUGAGUGACUAUGAGACUGAGCAGAAGCUGGUUAGGCUUGAGAAAAUUGUGUCUGAUAUAGCUAAGGAGAAAUCAAAAUUUACCAGUGGGUUUGAGUACUUUUUAGGUGUAAUGGUGAUCGCUUAUGUGAUCAAGGCUUAUGGCAUCAAGGCUGUUGGCAUCAAGGCUGUUGUAAUGAACUUUUUUCUUAUGAUCAAGGCUGUUGUAAUGUACGUGUAA